UAGACUAGAAAACAAAGAAAAUGACCUAAGAAAGGGAUGCCAUUUAAUUUUGUGAUACAGUUCUUCUUUGGUCUAUACAAUUAACCUCAUGAAUAUAGCAUCUUUACAAUUUCAAUUCCAAAAUGAGCCUGCUGCUCAUCAGAAAAAACCUCUCAUCAGUUUUCUUAUUGAUAUUGAUCAUCAUCACCCUCUACUUUGCAACCAUUCAUGCAACACAUUUCGACGUCCGAAACCAAUGCCACUUCACCGUCUGGGCAGCCUCCAAUCCCGGCGGCGGGAAGCAGCUUCUUCCAGGCCAAACUUGGUCCUUCGAUGUGAACACGGUCACUUACCCUGCCCGUAUUUGGGGACGGACCGAGUGCAGCUUCGAUGAAGCUGGACGGGGAAAAUGCCUAAUAUGUGAUUGUGGAGGUCUCCUCAAAUGCCAAGAAUCUGGUCAACCCCCAUGCACCAUGGCUGAAUAUCGCCCAACUUUGAACAUAGAUUAUUUGGAUAUUUCUCUGGUUGAUGGGUUUAAUCUUCCUAUGGAGUUUAGUCCCACGGGUGGUGCGUGCGCUAAGGGGAUUCGAUGUGCGGCUGAUAUAAAUAGGGAGUGCCCCCUUGAGUGGAGGGUAUCCGGUGCGUGCAAAAACGCCUGCUUCUUCAAUAAUGCUUAUGAUUUUGGCAGAUGUAACGGCCCUACCAGCUACUCCAGGUUUUUUAAGGCUCGGUGCCCUGAUGCUUAUUCUUACCCUUACGAUGACGAAACCGCCUUCUUUUCAUGCCCAGGUGGGACUAACUAUAGAGUUGUCUUCUGCCCAUGAUUUAUUGAAUUAACGACGGACAUGGCCGGUACUGAGUUUUCAAAGGCAUGAGACUUUACUGUCUGUGAAGCACACAUCCCUCCAUAAAAGUUCGACCUUAUUAUGGUUUUCUUAAUCCUAACUUUCACUUAAUUUGUGUUUUUUAUGCAAUAAAUUUUAUAUUUAUUUGUGUAAAUGUAUUGAUUUGCUAUGAAUAUAGCAUUUAAACCUUAUUUUUUCCAACAAUGAAGUGACAAUGUUGGCCUCAAAUCCCUUCGCAAUUAAAGAUGAAACUUGAGAAAAAUCGACCCACCACAAAUAGAGGGUAGAAAUAUUGCAUGUAAUUGCGUGUGGAAAAAUAUGCCAAAAUAUCUUGUCUCCUUGCGAAUAUAGUGGAGGACUUUUUAUUUUUAUUUUUUUA
Molecule: messenger RNA, 1203 nt
Organism: Prunus avium (sweet cherry)
Lineage: Eukaryota; Viridiplantae; Streptophyta; Magnoliopsida; Rosales; Rosaceae
Source: RefSeq, a predicted model, not a curated record